Messenger RNA from Papaver somniferum (opium poppy), 822 nucleotides. RefSeq lists its product as uncharacterized. The transcript is spliced from 5 exons. Gene Ontology annotation, cellular component: nucleus. NCBI's taxonomy places the organism in Eukaryota, Viridiplantae, Streptophyta, Magnoliopsida, Ranunculales, Papaveraceae. Bases 152 to 544 code for a protein of 130 amino acids. Gene Ontology annotation, molecular function: RNA binding. The record is from RefSeq and is a predicted model, not a curated record.
AACCUAGUUUUAUGGAUAAAGAAGAGCACUGAGAAAUUUUACACCUCUUCGUAAGAAACUUUCCAAGGUUUUACUCCUCUCCUUCUUCGUUUUCACGUUUCAUUCUGUUCUGAAAUUAGGGUUUAAGGUUUCUCUCUUCUAAUCAACGACAAUGGAGGACGUUAUUGAUGGAGUAACUAACCUCAACAUCAACGAUUCACACAAGAAGAAUCGGAUUCAAGUCUCUAAUACUAAAAAACCCCUCUUCUUCUAUGUUAAUCUUGCCAAGAGAUACAUGCAACAGCACAAUGAGGUGGAGCUUUCUGCUCUUGGAAUGGCAAUUGCAACUGUUGUCACAAUUGCGGAGAUCCUUAAAAACAAUGGACUUGCAGUUGAGAAGAAGAUCAUGACAUCCACUGUCGAUAUGAAAGAUGAAUCUAGAGGGCGUCCAGUCCAAAAGGCUAAGAUUGAGAUACUGCUGGGCAAGACAGAAAACUUUGAUGAGUUAAUGGCCGCUGCGGCUGAGGAGAGAGAAGCAGCUGGGAAUGGUGAGGAGCAGAGUUGAAGUUAGAGACUGAACUGGCGUGAUCAUAUCUGGUUUUUUCAGUUUGUGAGGUGCCUGGUGGUAGAUUAUAGUAUCUUCAAGUCUAUUGUAGAAACAAAACACUUCCGUUUUCUUAUCUUUAGCAUCCCAAUUCGCUGUUGAAAAUUUGUUCCGUUUUUUAGAAGGGUAAAAAUUUGUUUCUUCUCCUCAUAGUUCCCAGUAAUAGUUGACUACCACAGAAUUGAAAAUCUACGGAGUACCUCCUUAAUGAGUGGUCUACACUUCCACACUUCCCAUAA